Molecule: messenger RNA, 388 nt
Organism: Cimex lectularius (bed bug)
Lineage: Eukaryota; Metazoa; Arthropoda; Insecta; Hemiptera; Cimicidae
Product: neuroparsin-A-like
Exons: 1
Coding region: 32-352 (106 amino acids)
Biological process (GO): regulation of signal transduction; regulation of cell growth
Cellular component (GO): extracellular region
Molecular function (GO): insulin-like growth factor binding
Source: RefSeq, a predicted model, not a curated record
GUCUCUCCUUUCAGUCAGUCUCUCUUCGACAAUGCUGUUCCGCUUCUUGAUCAUCUUCUCCGUCCUGCUGAUGGCUUGGGAGGCGUCCGGACUGUUCAGCCUGUGUAUCCCUUGCAAUGGCGAAGAAUGCGACGUCGAGCCGACCGACUGUCUAGACGGGGUUGUCAAAGAUGCCUGCGGCAGGUACGUGUGCGGCGCGGGGCCUGGUGAAAGGUGUGGUGGCAGGGCGAACCACCUAGGCAAAUGCGGCAUCGGCAUGACGUGCAAAUGCGGCAAGUGCAUCGGCUGCUCAACAGCAAGGAUCAUGAGGGGGGAAAUCGUAUGCGAAGAUAGCCACCCGAUGUGUGAGUGACCGAAAUGAGUUAAUAAAUAAAUUUAGUUAUUGGCA